UUUUCAUCACUGUUUACAUAGUUCUUUAUCAUUGUCGGAGGAAAUACAUUCGGCCCAUUGGCAUUCCUCCACUUACUUCCCUGGAACCUAUUCUCUCUCGCAUUAAGCUCUCAUGUCUUUUGGAUGUGGGAGGAAACAGAGCACCCAGUUACAGAGAGAACCUGCAAAUUCCACAUGGACAGCGCCGGAGCUCAGGGUUGAACCUAAGCCCCUGGGGCUGUGAGGCAGCGGCUCUGUAUUUAGCUUGAAGCCUCAUCCACAGCCAUUGUUACUCCCUUCAUGAGGACCGUGGAUCCCUUCACACCCGGGCCGGGAGCUGCGGACACCCGAUGCGCGCCCCCGCCCGUUCAGUGCCGCGGAGCCGCGCCCCAUGACAGGCUCCCGGUGAUGGGUUCCCCGUUCAAGCGGCGACCCGUCCCCACCAGGGACCUGGGACAGGGGAGCAGCCUGAAGCCGAGGCUUGGGGUCCAGGGGACGGGCACACGGCAGGUGGGGGCUGGGCCUUCGCCUUCCUCGCCCCGGGACCGCCAGGAUGUGCCGGUUCACUACUUUUGGGGCAUCCCCUUCUGCCCUGCUGGCCUGCAGCCCGACCAGUACACGGGGGUCAUCCUGUGUCAGCUCCAGGCCUAUGAGCGCUGCCUGAAGCGGGCGCAGAGCCGCUCCCUGCGCAAGGCCCAAUUCGGGCCGCCGGUGCUUCCGCCGCCCGGCGCAGUCCAGCGCCCGAGGCCGCACCCCGAGCAGGGAGAGGACCCUGCCAGCAGGGACUGGCAGGCAGACGGAUCGGCCGCAGCAAGCGCGGUGGAGGAGGCGAGCCGGGAGAGCAGUGACCGGCCGGACACGGCCAGUGAUCAGCCGCAGUUUUCAAAUGUUUGUGCUGAAGAAACCCCAGAGGAUGAAGGAGGAGGGAACAGUGAAGAAGAGUCUGAGGACAGCAGAGGGACUGGUUCCUGUGCAAGUCCGCAUGUUUGCCCUCAGGAUGUUAUGCUGUUCGUUGGCACGGAAACACAGCAAAACUUACCUGAAGAGAUGCAUCCAAAAUGUGAAGCUCCUCAGGGAUCUGACAGUGACUCUGCCCAGGAGCCUGAGGACGUGGUGUUGAUAGAAGAUGAAGCUGAGGAGUUUCAACCCACACCAUCAAAGAAAUCAUAUGUGGAGUGUCCGAUUUGUGGUCAGAAAUUCCCAUCAGAGAAGAUCGAAAUGCACGCGGCUGACUGUAACGGUACCUGCGAUGGUGGGAGUCAGCUGCAAGUACAGACACGCAGCCACACACGGAGAGUGGUGAAACAAAACGGCACAGAAGGAUCCAAACCUUGCACACUGACACUAUGAGAACUAGCCGAGCGGAAGGAGUGGUUGGUUUCCCCACCUCAGGACUGCUCUGAUCCAGACACUGCACGUCUGGCACCCUCUCAUGAUGAACAGCAUGUGCCAGAGCCUGAUGUAAAUAAUCACAUUAAAAGCAAUUAUUUCAUUGCC
This is a messenger RNA of Pristis pectinata (smalltooth sawfish), 1476 nucleotides long. It is a transcript of the gene uimc1, whose product is annotated as ubiquitin interaction motif containing 1. Gene Ontology annotation, biological process: double-strand break repair; positive regulation of DNA repair. Gene Ontology annotation, molecular function: K63-linked polyubiquitin modification-dependent protein binding; histone binding. Gene Ontology annotation, cellular component: BRCA1-A complex. Lineage: Eukaryota; Metazoa; Chordata; Chondrichthyes; Rhinopristiformes; Pristidae. The coding region runs from base 280 to 1329 and encodes 349 amino acids. The record is from RefSeq and is a predicted model, not a curated record. The transcript has 7 exons.